AUGGGACAGUCUCACGACACAGCAAAGCCUGUCAAGCAGACCACUGCAGGAGCCGAAGAGCUUCCUCAAAGUCGAGAGCCUACGCUUCAUUCUCAAGUGACCACACCAGAAGUCUUAUUUGGUCAUCCUGUCGAGCCCUCAACCACAACGCAAUCUAAUCCAUAUGGCUGUCGGCCAAAGUGUUUCGCCAGCACAUUCUCAGAAUGUCUCUUUGUCAUUACCACAAGCUUCGCUAUUGGUCAAACCGCUGUUCUGACGGGUGCGCUCAUGGUGUCCACCGCCCGAAUCCAGCAAGGACUAAACAUGAAUAGUUCUGAAGUUACUUGGGUGGUAGCCGGGAACUCCUUGACUGCAGGAUGCACAUUGUUGUUCUUCGGUAAAGUUGCUGAUCUGUUCGGAAGAAGGUCUCUGUUAGUAUAUAGCAUGGGUCUCUUCACAAUUUGCAUGCUUAUCACCAGCUUCUCUCAGAACGCCAUCAUGGCUGAGAUCUUUCUUGCACUUUCCGGCCUCACCUGCGCAUCUGUUGUGCCACCAGCAAUUGGAAAAUUAGGAGCUAUUUACGAGAAACCGUCACGACGAAAGAAUAGAGCCUUCGCUUGUUUCAGCGCGGGCAAUCCCAUAGGGUUCGUCGCAGGUGCCAUUAUUGGCGGUAUCGCCACAGAAGUGGCAUCUUGGAGAACAAUGUUCUGGACGAUUACGGUUCUUUAUGCAUCCUUGACUAUGGUCGCCUGGUUCACAACACCUCAGGACUCCGAACAAGCGCUUGGCGGCUUGAACAAGGAGACCCUGGCUCAGAUGGACUGGCUUGGAGCCCUACUUGCUGUUGCUGGUAUUGCAUCGUUUGUCGCAGCCUUCACUCAGGCUCCCGACGCCAGCAAUGGCUGGGGCACACCAUAUGUGAUUGCGAUGUUGGUUGUGGGCGUCCUCCUCAUGACAUCAUUCCUAUAUUGGCAGUCCGUCUUCAAGCAUCCUCUGAUGCCUCUUAGGGUUUGGCGCGAUCGCAACUUCUCCCUCCUCGUCGCUUCGUUGUGCUUGAUGUUCUAUGGAUUCAACAGCAACUUCUUCUGGUUGGCACUUGGUUGGCAACGAGCCUACAAUAAUUCGUCUCUAGAAGUGGCAGUGAAGCUGCUUCCAGCUGCAAUUGGUGGAAUGGUCGUGAAUUUUGGAGUGGCGCUGGUGCAGCAUAAGGUCUCUAACAAAGGCUUGUCGAUUUUCGCGGCUUCAUGUUCGAUUGCUUCAUGUGUGCUAUUGUCAGCCACCUCAAAGGCGAUCUCGUAUUGGGCCCUUUCGUUUGCAGCUCAGUUGUUUGCAGUACUUGGCGCCGAUAUUGCAUUUUGUGUCACAAACUUGUACGUCAUGUCGUCACUUCCACCAGCGCAACAGUCGGUGGGUGGAGGAAUUUUUCAAACUGUGAUUCGGAUUGCAUCGACUAUCGGCUUAGGAGUUUCGACCACUGUCUUUGCUGCAGCUGGAGGCAGUACUGAGGUGUCUGUCAAUGUUGCAUGGCGACCUUAUCAAAGCGCUUUCUGGGUCGGUCUGGUUGGCGCAGUGAUUGGUUUCUGCUUGACUCCUCUCUUAACAAUUGGUAGGCAGGGUCACCGGCAGGAAGCAAGGAGUGUAGCUAAUCGAGAUGGUGGUGACCGCGCCGUUCAGACCACAGAGAAAAAGAGCACAAUAGUCUGA
Lithohypha guttulata is the source of this 1683-nucleotide messenger RNA. RefSeq lists its product as uncharacterized. Lineage: Eukaryota; Fungi; Ascomycota; Eurotiomycetes; Chaetothyriales; Trichomeriaceae. Gene Ontology annotation, cellular component: membrane. Gene Ontology annotation, molecular function: transmembrane transporter activity. The transcript has a single exon. Bases 1 to 1683 code for a protein of 560 amino acids. The record is from RefSeq and is a predicted model, not a curated record. Gene Ontology annotation, biological process: transmembrane transport.